Molecule: messenger RNA, 3984 nt
Organism: Platichthys flesus (European flounder)
Lineage: Eukaryota; Metazoa; Chordata; Actinopteri; Pleuronectiformes; Pleuronectidae
Gene: nt5c2l1
Product: 5'-nucleotidase, cytosolic II, like 1
Exons: 18
Coding region: 135-1640 (501 amino acids)
Molecular function (GO): 5'-nucleotidase activity
Source: RefSeq, a predicted model, not a curated record
GAGUUCCAGCAUAAAAACGAAACUCACUGCUAACAACACUCGGGACUACGCCUCCAGAAAACAUGUUGUUUCGUUUAAAUGCCUCCUCCAGUGAAGUGUAGGGUUUAAAGAGAACAUCCCUCCGCUGCGGCUGGAUGCUUCCUUCACUUUUCACGAUGGACUUGAAGACUUAUGCCAGCAGCUCCCCGGAUGAAGCCAGGGUGAAGAGAGGCUUUGACCAAAAGGUGUUCGUCAACAGAAGUCUGACGCUGGAAAACAUCAAAUGCUACGGCUUCGACAUGGACUACACGCUGGCGGUUUACAAGUCCCCUGACUACGAGAGCCUGGGCUUUGAGCUGAUAAGAGACAGAAUGGUGUCCAUUGGAUAUCCUCAUGAGCUCCUACGAUACACAUACGACCCCAGCUUCCCCAUACGAGGUUUAGUGAUCGACACCACAUAUGGGAACCUCCUGAAGGUGGACUCCAACGGGAACAUUUUAGUUUGCAGUCACGGCUUCUGCUUCCUUAAGGGAGAAGACAUUCACAAGUACUACCCCAACAAAUUCAUUCAGAGAGAUGACACAGAUCGCUUUUACAUCCUCAACACACUCUUCAAUCUGUCAGAGACAUAUAUCUACGCCUGCCUUGCCGACUUCUUCACCAGAUGCACCAGAUACACAAACCUCCUGAAAGGUUACCAGCACGGAGACUUGUUCAUGUCCUACAGGAGCAUGUUCCAGGACGUUCGAGACACCAUGGACUUCAUUCACGAGACGGGAACCCUGAAAGAACGAACUAUCAAGAAUUUGGAGAAGUACGUAAUCAAAGAUCCAAAUAUUCGUGUUCUCUUGUCUCGGAUUAAAGAGGUAGCCAAGGUUUUUCUUGCCACCAACAGUGACUACGGCUACACUGAGACCAUUAUGAAAUACCUGCUUGAGGAUUAUAUCAAGACUGGAAAUCCGAAAACGUCCUGGCGCUCCUUCUUUGACCUCGUGGUCGUGGACACCAGAAAACCUCUGUUCUUCGCUGAGGGGACGGUGCUGAGACAAGUGGACACGAACACAGGAAAGCUUCGGAUCGGGACGUACACAGGCGGCCUCCAGCACGGCACCGUCUACUCCGGAGGAUCCUCGGACAUUGUGUGUGACCUGCUGGACGUCAAAGGUAAAGACAUUCUCUACGUUGGAGAUCACAUCUUUGGCGAUAUCCUGAAAUCUAAGAAGUGUCAGGGCUGGAAAACCUUCCUGGUCGUGCCAGAGCUCUCCAAGGAGCUGCAGGUGUGGGAGGAGAAGAAAAAUCUGUUUGAGGAGCUGAAACGGCUCGACGUCUUCUUAGCUGAAUUCUACAAGCACAUGGACAGCGGCAGUCGAGAAUGUCCCGACAUCAGUGAUAUUCAGACACGAAUGAAGGUGUUGACCUACAGGAUGGACAUGUCCUACGGUCAGAUGGGCAGCCUCCUGCGCAGCGGCUCCCGACAGACGCUGUUCGCCAGCCAGCUGAUUCGCUACGCAGAUCUGUACUCGUCCUCCUUCAUCAACCUGCUGCACUACCCCUUCAAUUACCUCUUCAUGGCUCCCCCUGUCCUGAUGCCCCAUGAGGUAGCAGCUCAAAACUCGGCCGACUUUGCUUCAUCAGAGCUCUCUGCCGUCACCAAAGGCUGAGGACUGAGAUGAGACAGAAGAACAAACGACCUCCUACAUGUUACAGUCUUCAUUUUGACUUUUGCUGGUGGAGUUUGUUGCAGCUAUGACUCGUCUACUUUAACACACAACUCACCUACUGCUCCCCCCACUGGACAUGAAAUACAUUCCUGUGCAACACUUACCAGACAAAUCCACGAGCGACGCUGUGAUGAGAUUUUAUUUUAUAGGGUUAUUUUAUAUAAGAGUGACAACUUUUGUGAACUUUUCAUGUGAUGUUUAAGAAGUGAUGUAUUUGUUAAAUUUCUGUUAAAUUAUUCCAAUAAAUUGUAUUUGAAGGACGAUAACUUUUACCAAGGCGCAUUUGUUGUUAGAGGAUCUCAGCUGAUGUUGAAGGUCCAGUGGGUAAGAUUUAGAUGAAAGGGAUCUUUUGGCAGAAAUUUAAUAGAAAAUAAUCUGUUUUCCUUUGUGUGUUUCAUCCAAAUUGUACAAAUUGUUGUUUUCUUAACUCUAGAAUGGGCCUUUAUAAUUAAAUACUUAAUAUUUAAAUCAGGAGUGGGUCCAUUCUACGGAGGCCUCCAUGUUAUUUACAGUGGCCCAACCGGGACAAACUAAACACCUUUUGAGUUUUAAGGCAACUGAAGGCUGCCACUGGUUCUCUGUCAUGUUUGCAAGGGGAUGGGGGAGAUGAGGUGGUAUUCAGCUGCAACACGCAACUUCACCACUAAAUGUCACUAGAUUCUACAAACUGAACCUUUAAAAGACAUGUCAAUGUUUUAUCCUUUUUCUAUAUCGCUUCUCCUUUGAGGGGUCGGGACAAGCUGGAGCCAAUUCCUGAAAAAGAAUGUGUUUUGUGGAUUACUCUGAGUCACCAGGAAACUGUAUAUACCUGUUGCUGUUAUAAGUUCUCUCUGAGUGCCAAACACAAAAACCCACACCUCUCCAACCUGGGUUCACAAAAUCAAAGAAACAAAAGUUGGGAGGUGCUAAAGGCAAGUUGGAGAAUUUUGUUUCACCCUUUUGUGUGAACUAUACCUUUAAGGUUUCCGUUGCCAUUACAUUGGUUGUCCACUGGAUGGCAGCGAAUCACCUCUGCAUCCAAGUGUGUGAAAUGACUGAAAGAGUCAAGAUUAUUUUUAUUCUCUACAAAAAAAGAUCAAAUCUCCCAUGAAUCCCCAGGGGGACAGUAAACACUGUGAAUUCAGCAGCUCCUCUCUGAAAGGACUUACACCAGUGUGUGUUUUUGUAUUUAUCUAAAUCUAAUUUGGCUCCUUGAAGCAUCUCCUGGUACCGGGGGACUAAACUAGUGUCUUCACUCAUCAACAAAAGCAGUGAAAUAACCCAGAUGUGAUAUUUGUGCUGCUUCUAACACGUGAACCCUGGUAUGCACUCGCACACACACACGGAAACACACACAAACCUGUGAAUUGUUGUAGUUCACACACUGUGUAUUUGCCCCUUGUUCUGUCUGUGGAUCAGACAAUCCUACUCCCACAAGACUGAGGCUUUAUCAAGAGAUAGCUCAGAGGAAUGUGUUGUCUCUCUCUCUCUCUUUCUCUCUCUCUCUAAACACACACCCACACACACUAUGAUAUCAGCACUCACUUGCGUUUAUCUGUAAGUUGUGUUGUUUCUUUGAACAGGAAAUACACAUUGUCCUUGCAGGGCUGAGGUGUGACGAGAAUCCCACUUUUCCGUCACAUGUAUUAAACUCUGUAGAAAAUCUUCACAGGUGAAGAAGAGGAGGAGGAGACGGAGAAGAAAACUUCGGGGAUCAGGAAGAAGUUGAAAACAAGGUUUAAGUUUAGCUUAAAGAAAGAAGAAGUGUCAUUUUAUUCAUGUGAAAUGUGACAUUUGUGUGUUUACUGAGAAGUUUGCAACAACUGCUUUUAAAAAUAACAUUUCAGAUAAUUCAAUGACGUGUUUAUGUGAUUCACGCAACUGUUAAAGAAUUAAUUCAUGGUCCAACUUAACUAUUCUUUUUCAGUUUGGAUUUUAAGACACUUGCUUCUGCACAGCUCUGCUCUUUCAAAUAAAACUUGAGAGGAAGUCCAAAUUAGGAAACACCCACUGCAUUUUAUUGGCACCUCCUCCUCCUUAUACACACACCCACACAAAGACACACACACACACUCACACACAUGCGUUCCCCAGAUGAUUUCAUUUCCUGAAUGAGAGCUAUUUCAGUUUAUUUGGAUUUCCCUUGUCAUUGUCUGCCUGUCACCUGUAUUCAUUGUUGAUCUGUUACUUGUUUUUCUUCUCUACUCAAUCAGUUGUGUUUUAUUUUCUCACCUGAACAAAUCCUCAGAGUUCAUCUGUCCCGGCUGCUUUUUAGUCCACUUUUUUUUAGACCAAUACGUUCAUU